Messenger RNA from Cryphonectria parasitica EP155, 1246 nucleotides. RefSeq lists its product as uncharacterized. The coding region runs from base 161 to 733 and encodes 190 amino acids. Gene Ontology annotation, biological process: protein peptidyl-prolyl isomerization. NCBI's taxonomy places the organism in Eukaryota, Fungi, Ascomycota, Sordariomycetes, Diaporthales, Cryphonectriaceae. The transcript has 5 exons. The record is from RefSeq and is a predicted model, not a curated record. Gene Ontology annotation, molecular function: peptidyl-prolyl cis-trans isomerase activity.
CCACAUUUCCCAACUCUUCAGCACCCGCCCCGUCUCGACCUUCCCUUCUUGCACGGCAUAACCAAAGCUGCAGACAAACGUUUGCGUUUCCCCCGACCAAGAACCACUCGACACAGCAACCAUUUCAAUCAACCGCUCACCGACAGUUAUAACCAACAAGAUGCAGCGAAUCCUGGUGACACUCUCGCUCCUGGCCUCGGCCGCUGUGGGCGUCCUCGCCUCUGGCGACGAGCUCAAGAUCGAUGUCACGCUCCCCGUCGAGUGCGAGCGCAAGACGCAAUCCGGCGACAAGGUCUCCAUGCACUACAGGGGCACCCUCGAGAACGGCAACAAGUUCGAUGCCAGCUACGAUCGGGGGACUCCCUUCACCUUCAAGCUCGGAAGCGGACAGGUUAUCAAGGGCUGGGAUGAGGGCCUGCUGGAUAUGUGCAUUGGAGAGAAAAGGACUCUGACCAUCCCUCCGAGCAAGGGAUAUGGCCAGCGAGCCAUGGGACCAAUUCCUGCCGGAUCGACUCUGAUCUUCGAGACGGAGCUGAUCGGCAUUGACGGCGUCCCCAAGCCGGAGUCAAUCGUGACCAAGGAGACACCAGCGGCCACAACGGAGACCCCUGCGGAGGAGGCCACGCAGAACAACAUUGUCGGCAAGAUCACCGAGAAGUUGGGCGAGGCGGUCAACGUUGUCAAGAGUAUGCUGAAGGACGUCGACGACGUCGAGGAGAAGGCUGAGCUGUAGAAGGCAUUGACUGGAACCCUGCUACUGGCUGUUGCUGGUUGGCAGUGUCACCUGCCAAUCUCUUGAUUUGAUAUAGACUCCCUGCUGAGAGAGAGGCGCCUGGGUCUCAAUCGAUGGGGGUAUCAAAAAAGAAUUCAUGCGUUUGGUGUGACGCGAGAGGUCCUCCUCCGUCGACUCGUUGGGUUUGCCCGAAGGAGGAGAAGGAGGGGCCCCGGGAGGGGGGAUGCGGAAGGCGGUGUUUGACAAGCACGCUCGUGGCUUGAAGUAGCCUCUCUGCUUGCGCUUGAGUAGUAUAUUUGGUACUGCAACUAUGCUUGUCAGGUUAAGGUUGCCUCCAAGUCGGUGAGGAGCUGGGCUGGCCUUUUGACACGAAUAUGUCCCUCCUGUGCAUGUGAUUCUUCAUUUGUCAUAUCAGAGUAUUUCACAAGAUCUCUGCAAAUUGAUGAGAUGAGACUUCGUUAUACAACCGUGCGUCUUCGUGGUCUAUACUCAAUACAGGCCGGUAUUGAUGAG